Messenger RNA from Macroventuria anomochaeta, 1176 nucleotides. RefSeq lists its product as uncharacterized. The transcript has a single exon. NCBI's taxonomy places the organism in Eukaryota, Fungi, Ascomycota, Dothideomycetes, Pleosporales, Didymellaceae. Bases 1 to 1176 code for a protein of 391 amino acids. The record is from RefSeq and is a predicted model, not a curated record.
AUGAAGCAUAAAUCGAGCCGGAACAACGUUCAGCCAACGAGCAGCGAGCCCAGCAGACCUGCAAAACGUCAGCGGAAACCUACUCAGCCAUUUGACCAAUGUGUCAAUCCUGCUCCUCCUACUCCGCCGUCGACAGUACGGCAUCCUGUACGCUUACCAGAACCAACUCCGCCGCAUAAUCAAGGUACGCCAAGCCCGCCAGAGGCGCUGUUUGUGGCAGAGGAUGAGGAUGUGGUGGAGGAGUCAGCAGCCGACGCUGGGUUGGAUGAUGACAACGAGGUAGAUGAGCAGGUGGAGAACGCGUUAGCUGCUGCCACGGCUGUAGGGGAGGUUACUGCAGGCUCACCUGGGUCAGCUACUGCAGCGUCGCUCGCUCAAUCAAGCCAGCCACAGCGUCCAGAGUCAGAACAAAUUGACGAGGAGCCGCACCUGCACUGGAACUAUCGCGCUUGGUGGACGCUAGGGAAGAAUUUAAUUCCUCAGGCAGCUGUUGCGAGGCGUAAUAAGCCGUUAUACACUGUGGAUGAGGACAGGGUGUGGCAAUGGGCGGAUGGUGUUGUAGAGAAGCAGCUGCCACGGGUAGCUAUUAUUGACAGCUUGACAGCAACGCUCUACUAUACUAGUGGCCGCCAAGCUAAAUCUGAUAGGUGUACUAUAGCACUACAGCGGCGGCAAAGUGCAGCUGGACGGACUGUUGUUGCAGGAAACUGGUUCGAACUUGAAGAAGAGCUGGCUGAAAUGGAUAAAGAGAGCGGCCAAAUAAUGACCUGUGACUUUGACUUGGUGUUGAGAGAGCAACAGGCGCCUCAGCCAGCAACUCAGCCAGCAUCUCAACCAGCUCGAAGUACUGCUCGUUUGCGGCCAGGCAUUGUUACUGCAAUCAUGGAGGAGGGUCUCGCUAGUGUUGUUACCAACGAGCGCUUUGCGUCUGGUCAUGCUAUUGGUAUAAGAGACCAUUGGAGGUGUCAGAGUGAGCGCUGUUCGAACAACCCCAGCGUGUGCUGGGUGCACUUGCUGCCAGGUCGUCAAGUUGAGCGAGCUAGUGAUCAUUAUCCUCUCAACGGCAACAUGAUUGCAAACUGGGCAAGCGCUAUUACACGACAGGAGUGUACUGUUGAAGAGCCAUCGCAGGACCUCCAGCUGCAGUUCAUUAUGUCAAAAGACCGCAGCGCAUGA